Messenger RNA from Plasmodium reichenowi, 624 nucleotides. RefSeq names its product ras-related protein Rab-6, putative. NCBI's taxonomy places the organism in Eukaryota, Apicomplexa, Aconoidasida, Haemosporida, Plasmodiidae. Gene Ontology annotation, molecular function: GTP binding; GTPase activity. The transcript has 4 exons. The record is from RefSeq and is a predicted model, not a curated record. Bases 1 to 624 code for a protein of 207 amino acids.
AUGGAUGAAUUUCAAAACUCGGGACUAAAUAAAUACAAACUUGUUUUCUUAGGAGAACAAGCUGUUGGUAAAACAUCUAUAAUUACAAGAUUCAUGUAUGAUACCUUUGAUAAUAAUUACCAAUCGACUAUUGGUAUAGAUUUUUUGAGUAAAACAUUAUAUUUGGAUGAAGGUCCUGUACGCUUACAAUUGUGGGACACGGCAGGUCAGGAAAGAUUUCGAAGUUUAAUUCCAAGUUAUAUUAGGGACUCCGCAGCAGCAAUUGUUGUAUAUGAUAUUACUAAUAGACAAUCCUUUGAAAAUACCACAAAAUGGAUACAGGAUAUAUUGAAUGAGAGAGGAAAAGAUGUUAUAAUUGCUUUAGUAGGAAAUAAAACAGAUUUAGGUGAUCUUAGAAAAGUUACAUAUGAAGAAGGAAUGCAAAAAGCUCAAGAAUAUAAUACCAUGUUUCAUGAAACAAGUGCUAAAGCUGGACAUAAUAUAAAAGUUUUGUUUAAAAAAAUUGCAUCCAAACUACCAAAUUUAGAUAAUACAAAUAAUAAUGAAGCCAAUGUUGUAGAUAUACAAUUAACUAAUAAUUCAAAUAAAAAUGACAAAAAUAUGUUAAGUAAAUGCUUAUGUUAA